This is a messenger RNA of Durio zibethinus, 2351 nucleotides long. Its product is annotated as putative membrane protein At3g27390. The record is from RefSeq and is a predicted model, not a curated record. NCBI's taxonomy places the organism in Eukaryota, Viridiplantae, Streptophyta, Magnoliopsida, Malvales, Malvaceae.
CAAUUUUUUAACGUUAUUUACAUUGCAAAGACGGCCAAUGUAUAUUUUUGAGUCAGAGGUGCCAGAGAAGGACAGAUUUCUUUGCUUAUUCCAGACUUUUAGGUUUUAUUAAAUCAGGGUCUCAAAUUUUUUGCUAGUUUCAUUGUGAUUUGGAGCCAGCAACAGAGAUAGACUAUAGUUCUUCUUUGGAGGAUUAGGGGUUGAGUUCUGAGAUGGGGUUAUAGUAAAUUUUGUGGAGAUCUGGAAAGGGAAUAGAUAGGAGAAAUAUGGAGCCCCCAAAGGGAUUUUUGGCUACUUUAUGGAACUUUAUAUGCUUUCUACCUUACUUCAUUGGCUUGCUGCUGUUAGGCACAAUUAAAGGAAUCAUUUUCUGCCCAUUGAUAUGUCUUAUCAUGACAAUUGGAAACUCAUCUAUCAUAUUGGCCCUUCUACCGUUUCAUGGUUACUGGACUUGUUAUAGCGUUCUGAGAACUAAACUAUUAGGGCCUUUUUUGAAGCUCAUUAUUUGCGUAUUCCUACCAAUUGUCUUGAUAUUGUGGGUGGCGGUUGGCAUUGUUGGAAGUGUCAUAGGGGGGAUAUUAUAUGGCUUUCUUUCACCAAUAUUUGCCACUUUUGAUGCUGUAGGAGAAGGAAAGACCAAUGUGUUUAUCGACUGCUUUUAUGAUGGUACUUGGAGCACUAUCAAGGGCAGCUUCACUGUUGUUAGGGAUUUCAAGGAUGUUUGUUUCCAUUCAUACAUCUCGUUUAUGGAAGACCUGCAACAGAAAGGGCCUCCAAAUGGAAAUUACUAUGAGAUCAGAUUUCUUUAUCUUCCUCCAGCUCUUAUAGCUGCAGUGCUUGGAUUCAUGGUUGAUUUGCCAGUGAUUUCAGUUAUUGCUCUAUGUAAAAGCCCUUACAUGCUCUUUAAGGGGUGGCACCGAUUAUUUCAUGACCUUAUAGGUCGAGAAGGCCCUUUCUUGGAGACUAUAUGCGUACCAUUCGCAGGCCUUGCAAUCCUACUCUGGCCACUGGCCGUUGUUGGGGCAGUUUUGGGCUCGAUGGUCUCCGGUAUCUUCCUUGGUGCCUAUGCAGGGGUGAUUGUUUAUCAGGAGUCCUCAUUUUGGUUUGGGCUUUGUUACAUUGUGGCUUCCUUGUCCAUAUAUGACGAAUACAGCAACGAUGUCCUUGACAUGCCAGAAGGAUCUUGCUUUGCCAGGCCUCAGUAUCGUAAAAACCAAAAGGAAUCCACCUCUAAUGCAAGCUCGUUUGCGAAAUCUGACUCCUUCAAACCUCAUCCUCCUGGUCGUGUUGAUUCACUUACAAAUACAAGGAUUGAUUGGAACCCACUUGAGCUACUUGAGGGCUUAUUUAAGGAGUGCCGCCGCCAUGGGGAGAAAAUGGUUUCUGAAGGGUUUAUAACUGCUAAAGACAUUGAAGAUGCCAAGUCUAACAAAGGAAGUAGAGCGGUCAGCAUUGGCUUACCAGCUUAUUGUCUUCUUCAGGCACUCUUGCGCUCUGUGAAUGCCAAUAAGUCUGGCAUAUUGUUGGGUGACAAUACUGAAAUAACAGCCACAAACAGACCAAAAGACACCUUCUUUGAUUGGUUUCUUGACCCCUUUUUGAUACUAAAGGAGCAAAUAAAAGCCGAGGAUCUUUCCGUUGAAGAAGAGCAUUACUUAGGCAAAUUAGUUUUGCUAUGUGGUGAUCCUGCAAGGUUGAAAGUUUCAAAUAUAGGCUCUCCACCUGAAUCUGAGCGUAAACGAGCCGAACUUGAUGCAUUAGCCCGAAGGUUACAAGGUAUUACCAAAUCUGUGUCAAGGUAUCCAACUUUCAGGCGUCAAUUUGAGAACCUUGUCAACACACUAUUGGAGGAUCUGUCGGAAAAGAAUGGUGGUAGCAGCAAAUCAAGUAACAGGGCUCGACCAAUUCAGAGAUCAAAGAGCGCCUUUGCUCGGAUAUUUAGUAGUAAAUCAUUCAAGCGGAAUACAAGCUACAACAACAUGUCUGAUCAAGAGUCACAAUCAGUUAUUGCUAGGGAUAUAGAAACUUCGUAAUGUAGGAAUGUCAAAUUGUCGAUAUCAUAAUUGGACUAAUUCCUUGGACUUGCUUGCUUCACUGUUUAAGUUGCCAAUUCUUGAUAGUUCAAGUCAUAAGUACAUACAAAAUUUUCAUAUAUAGGAAGACUCAGUCCCGGGACAGAAAAAAUAUUGUAUGUGUUGAAAUUCAAAUCUCGUGAUCUCAUGCGAGUUUGAUGCAUCGAAAAUUUUAGAUACAAAAGAUUCUUUAGAAAAAUCAAACUUAAAUUGACAAGAAAAUGAAGGGUUCUUUUUGCCAAGUUGACUGGCCAUUACCAACCAGCACAUUGAAAUUUA